Messenger RNA from Rana temporaria (common frog), 1648 nucleotides. It is a transcript of the gene CENPK, whose product is annotated as centromere protein K. The coding region runs from base 81 to 956 and encodes 291 amino acids. The transcript is spliced from 11 exons. Gene Ontology annotation, biological process: kinetochore assembly; mitotic sister chromatid segregation. Gene Ontology annotation, cellular component: nucleus. NCBI's taxonomy places the organism in Eukaryota, Metazoa, Chordata, Amphibia, Anura, Ranidae. The record is from RefSeq and is a predicted model, not a curated record.
UGCAACGGGAGGGAGCUUCACGUCAUCUUGCCGAGUGCGGGGAUCGCCGAGGAGCUGGGAGCCGAGCAACUGUAGUUACCAUGGACAACAUGGAUGCUCUUCUCAAAGAGGCAGAGCUGCUUGCACGGCACAUGUCCUCAUAUCAACAUCAGUUACCCCCGGAUCUAGAUUCUGCUUCAAAAGUUAGCGAGGAAGCUAAGAAUGAGCUAAUACAGGAGUGUGAAGACCUCUGGACGGAAAUGAAACAGUGCCAGAACAAGCUGAUGGUUCUAGAUGCAGAAAAAUUACCAGAAUCUGAUGUGCAGCUGCAUCUCCUCAUGUUGAAAGUAAAGGCCCUAACAGCAGAAUGUGAACAAUGGCAAAAUAAGACACCAGACAUAAUCUCCCAGAACCAGGAUAUUCUGCUAGCCGCUGGAAAAGAAGAGCUGAAAGCAACUGACCAGGAGCUUGAAAUGAUGCUCUCCAACGUACGAACAAAGAACAAGAGACUGAAGAGUGACCUGGAGAAAGAAGAACGCUGGUUGGAUGAACAGCAGAAGGCAGUGGAUGCCCUUACAGCCAAGCUGGAUGAGUUGAACAAUCAGGCAGCCAAUAUUUCCCAAAGCAGUGUACACGAGAAGCUAAAAACCAAGCUUCAGAAAAUGGGGGCCUACAGGGAUGAAUUGCUAACUGCACUUGGAGAUUUUUUAUCCGAAAACUUCCCUCUUCUAGAGGAACAGGAUAAGAAGGUCAACAGGAAAAAGGGUACAGCUGAAUCACCACCAGUAGAAUGGAUACCAUUAGCAGAUAUUUUAGAGGCUCUUAUGGGCAAAACUUUGGAUUCUGCUCAUGAUCCUUACAUUAGAAUUAAAGAAGAAUUUUGGCCACCUUAUAUUGAAAUGUUACUCCGAUAUGGAAUUGCAUCGCGCCAUCCUGAAGAUCCAAACAAAAUGCGUCUAGAAGCCUUCCACCAAUGACUGUUUUAUAAGCCUGGUCAAUAUGGAAACUGUUCGCUUCAGCUUUUCAUUCUUGUGCUCCUGGCUAAUCUGCCUCUGAAAACAGGUUCAAGUAAUUUCUUAAUAAGUAGCUCCAUAGUGCAUUUGUAAGAACGCUACCCGAAUUGUGGACAUACCAUAACACAUAAGCCAAAAUGCACUUUUUCUCAGGUUGGCUGCUUCCUCAGAGUCAUGGUAUGGGUCAUGGAAUUAUGUGAUAGAUAUAUGUGAAGAUCAAGAGUCCUAUCACUUAUUUUUUUUUAAUUUAUUUUUUUAACCGUAACUUUGAAAACAAAAUAUUUCAGGAAAGGGUUGUUCACUAGACUUCGCCUAUUUAGUUAGGGUGCACUCUUGGGAAGCAGAUUAUCCCGUUUCAGCAUCAGUCUCCACAUCUGGACAAGCAUUGGUCUAAUGUAAUGGUAAUGAGCAUAUUAAGCUGUUUAGUACUUUUUUUACACACACUCAGAUUUUCUAGAUCCCUGGAACAUCUCUGGGCAACUAGGUGUUCAUUAUUUGUCUUUUUUUCUAUAGAGAAAGGGCAACGAGACUCACUCCAUAUUUGGCACAUCCAUUAGUCAGCUUAGUCAAGAGGACACUGCGCCAGGCAAUCAAAAUUUACAGAUGCUUUGAAGAUAGACAGUGUUUGAUGGCUAGCUUAUAGUAGGCAAAUCUGU